Messenger RNA from Raphanus sativus (radish), 3758 nucleotides. RefSeq names its product sister chromatid cohesion protein PDS5 homolog C. NCBI's taxonomy places the organism in Eukaryota, Viridiplantae, Streptophyta, Magnoliopsida, Brassicales, Brassicaceae. Bases 187 to 3474 code for a protein of 1095 amino acids. Gene Ontology annotation, cellular component: nucleus; chromatin. The transcript has 14 exons. The record is from RefSeq and is a predicted model, not a curated record. Gene Ontology annotation, biological process: mitotic sister chromatid cohesion; DNA repair.
AAAACAAAAACAAAAAAAAAAAAAGAGAGGAGAAAACCCUAAGCGUGUUGUUCAGUGACACUGGUGGGGACUUUCUCGUCGUUUCUGGAAUCGAGAAGGAGUUAGAUUUAUUUCGUGCUGGGAAUCGAAUCUAGGGUUUACCGAGAGAUCCAAUCGUAGUUACAAUCGAACGAGAGAAUAGGAGCCAUGGCGGAUUCCGACAAAGAGCUCGAGAAUCAGAUUCUCGAAGCAGGGGGAAAGCUCACUGAUCCACCUUCUUCACUCGAUGAGCUUCUUCUUCUCCUUGACAAACUCUUCAUCUACCUCAUAGAUGUUGACCAGUCACCUCGCGAGUCAAUGCAGAGCGCACUCUCUCCACUCAUGAAAUCACUAGUCGCUGGAAAGCUUUUCAAGCAUUCGGACGCCGAUGUGAAAGUCGCAGUCGCUGCCUGCGUCAGCGAGAUUACGAGAAUAACUGCUCCUGAAGCUCCUUAUGAUGAUGAUCAGAUGAAGGAAGUAUUUAAGUUGAUUGUAUCUUCGUUCGAAAACUUGCCUGACUAUUUUAGUCGCUCCUAUUCCAAAAGGAUCUCGAUCCUUGAAACUGUGGCCAAGGUCAGAUCAUGCGUUGUGAUGCUGGAUCUUGAGUGUGAUGCUCUUCUUAUUGAGAUGUUCCAGAUUCUCCUCAACGCUAUAAGGGACUUCCAUCCAGAGAACGUACUUUCAUCAAUUGAGAAAAUCAUGACACUUGUUUUAGAGGAAAGCGAGGAUAUACCUCCAAAGAUGCUUUCACCCAUUCUACAUUAUGUUAGGGAGGAUGAUGAGGUUCCAGAAGUAGCACGGAGGUUGGCAGAACGAGUUCUCAGUAACUCUGCUAGCAAGCUCAAAAAGUGUCUGACUGAAGCUGUGAAAUUGUCGGGUGUCUCUUUGGAUAAGUAUAGUAAGGUAGUGGCUUCGAUAUGUGAAGGGACAUUCAGUGCUUUGCAGCACGACGAACUUGUUGAGAAUGAAAAAGAGGACUGUCAAGGUCAUUUAGAAAAGGAAGCAGAAGUAGAGGAUAAACCGGAAGUAAUUGCUACACCCGAUCGAACUGAUGCACCUAAGGAUGAAUCUGGUAAGUCGGGAGUCAGCAACGGCGUUGCGCAACAGAACGGUUCUUCUGUUGAUACUGAGUCUACAGAGAAGCCAGAUGAUACGAAUGCUAAAGAUGAGCCUCAACAUUUUGAUAAUCCUAGCAGCACUGACUUGGAUAGUACUUCUGAAGAGAAGCCUGAUGUUGAACAUCAACCUCAGGAAAAAGAUCCCAGUUCCGCCAUACAUGUGGAUUCAUCAGAAACUUCAGAUAUCAUCAAGGACGAACCUGGAGCACUCCUGGAGAGCAAGGAUAUGCUAAGUUUGCCUCCUGAUGAUUCAUCUGUUAAAGCAGCCAUAUCUUCUGAAAAUGAUAAGGAAACAAGUGUGCAGGCGUUGCCAUCUAAGACAUCAGGUGAUGAAACUGGCAAUGUUAGUUCUCCAUCUAGGGCUGAAGAUCUUGUUGAAGAAAGCCGGCCUAAGAAGACUGAAGAUGAUAAGGAAACAAGUGUGCAGGCGUUGCCAUCUAAGACAUCAGGUGAUGAAACUGGCAAUGUUAGUUCUCCAUCUAGGGCUGAAGAUCUUGUUGAAGAAAGCCGGCCUAAGAAGACUGAAGAUGAUAAGGAAACAAGUGUGCAGGCGUUGCCAUCUAAGACAUCAGGUGAUGAAACUGUCAAUGUUAGUUCUCCAUCUAGGGCUGAAGAUCUUGUUGAAGAAAGCCGGCCUAAGAAGACUGAAGAUGAUAAGGAAACAAGUGUGCAGGCGUUGCCAUCUAAGACAUCAGGUGAUGAAACUGUCAAUGUUAGUUCUCCAUCUAAGGCUGAAGAUCUUGUUGAGGAAAGCCGGGCUAAGAAGACUGAAAAGGACAAGGAAACAAGUGUGCAGGCUUUGCCAUCUAAGACAUCAGUCGAUGAAACUGCCAAUGUUAGUUCUCCAUCUAAGGCUGAAGUUUUUGUUGAGGAAAGCCGGCCUAAGAAGACUGAAAAGGAUAAGGAAACAAGUGUACAGGCUUUGCCAUCUAAGACAUCAGCCGAUGAAACUGCCAAUGUUAGUUCUCCAUCUAGGGCUGAAGAUCUUGUUGAGGAAAGCCGGCCUAAGAAGACUGAAAAUGAUAAGGAAACAAGUGUUCAGGCUUUGCCAUCUAUGACAUCAGCCGAUGAAACUGCCAAUGUUAGUUCUCCAUCUAGGGCUGAAGAUCUUGUUAAGGAAAGCCGGCCUAAGAAGACUGCAAACCAGAAGAAAAAGGAGAGCUUGACAAAGGAGGCCAAACCAUCAGCUGCUAGUGCUACUGAAAAAGCUUCCGAAGAAGCAAAAACUUCUGCUAAAGUUAUAAAAAAAUCUGGAAAGAAGGUUGCUUCUUCAAGUAAAACCAAGUCUGCUGUUCCUCCGAAGAAAAGUACCUCUGAGACAAAAGCUGCAAAGCAGUCAGAGAAAAAGGUAGCUGAGAAUGAUAAUGUACAAGAAUCCUCAAAGCCAAAAGAGGAAAAGAAAAAGCCAGGACGUGGGAAAGCCAUGGAUGAGGACUCAUUAGAUACUUCUUCGGGUGAUAGCGAAAAACCAGCUGUUUCCUCCGGAAAGUCAGCCUCGAAAUCAAAGAAGGAAGUGAAGCAACCAAUAGAAGAAAGUCCUAAUACAAACACAAAGAGGAAACGAAGUCUAGGCAAAGAGAAAGCAUCUGAUCUCCAAAGCCAUGGUGAAGAUUUAGUUGGGUCGAGGGUCAGAGUCUGGUGGCCUAUAGAUAAAGCGUAUUAUAAAGGUGUGGUCGAUUCAUAUGAUUCUGCGAAGAAGAAACAUCUGGUUAUCUAUGAUGAUGGAGAUCAAGAAAUCUUGAAUCUUAAGACACAGAAGUGGCAUUUUCUGGAUGAAUCAGAAACAGAGGGUGAAGAAGCUGCUGAUCAGACUGGUCAUGAGAAAGAGGCCUCCACAGAGCCCCAGAGAAAGAAAGCUAAGACUGGCAAGCAACCGUCAGGGAAAAAGGGUGGUGGAGCUGGUUCCAGCAAGUCUAAAGCUGCUCCUGCUUCCAAGUCCGGCAAGAAGUCCAAGGAUGAGAAAACAGAGAGCAAACCAAAGGAUCCGAAAGAAGCUAGUAGAGAAGAGGAGGAUAGCUCUGAAGCGUUGAGCGAGGAAGAGGAAACCCCCAAAACCGUUGGUAAAUCAGGAACCAGCAAGUGGAAGAAAGAGAGAUCGAAAUCUGGGACAUCCAAAUGUUCGUCCAAGACUACAGCUACUUCAAAAUCCAAGUCAGGAGGACCUGCAAAAUCUUCAGCAGCCAAGGGAAAAGCAGCAAAAGGCAAAGCAAACUCUACACCUGCCUACAAGGGCAGUGAGAGCGACGCUGAGUCAGACUCUGAAGAGACACCAAAGGCGCCAGAACCAGCAACAAAAGGGAAGUCGCAGGCGAAAUCAGGUAAGAAGAGGAAGCGAUGAGUCUGGCUUUAGUCAAGGUGGAAAGCUGCGGUGGUAUUUGGUGGCCGUCGAUUGAUGGGGACUUGACAUCGUCUGGGUUUUACAAGUGUAGUCUUUGUUUUUAAGAUAAGAAGCUUAGUAUUAGUAGCAGUGAGUGGAUUUUUUAUUUAUUUCACUUUUUAGGUUCGAUUUUCCAGCGGAUUUUUCUUUAGUCUUCCAAAUAAUUUUAUCUUUGUGAAUUUGGAGAGUUGUAGAGGCCUCAAAAGACAAAUUUCCUGAAGAAUGUAUUUUAUCCAAUUUUAAAA